This is a messenger RNA of Suhomyces tanzawaensis NRRL Y-17324, 1620 nucleotides long. RefSeq lists its product as uncharacterized. Bases 76 to 1608 code for a protein of 510 amino acids. NCBI's taxonomy places the organism in Eukaryota, Fungi, Ascomycota, Pichiomycetes, Serinales, Debaryomycetaceae. Gene Ontology annotation, molecular function: enzyme activator activity; ATP binding; single-stranded DNA helicase activity. Gene Ontology annotation, biological process: regulation of DNA repair; DNA-templated DNA replication. Gene Ontology annotation, cellular component: nucleus. The record is from RefSeq and is a predicted model, not a curated record. The transcript has a single exon.
AUAGGCCAAAAGCAUCUUAUUGAUCACAAGAAUGGAGAAAUCAUCAACUUCAUUAGGUUGGGGUAUUUGCCUUCCAUGCUAUUAUAUGGCCCACCAGGGGUAGGAAAAACCACCAUUGCUUCAAUAAUAGCUGCAGAGGCUGGUUAUGUUUUUGUUGAAUUGUCUGCCACGGAUAGCACAGUGAGUGAUUUGAAAGAAUUACUGAAGGUCAUAAAAGCUGAAAAUAGCAGCCGCUCCAACAAGCAAGAAUUGCUAAAGGUUGUUGUAUUUAUCGAUGAAAUACAUAGGUUUAGCAAGAUACAGCAAGACUUUUUGUUACCAUUUGUUGAAGAAGGCUCUUUUGUUUUCAUUGGUGCUACAACAGUCAGCCCAAAGAGUAGAAUCAGGAGAGCGAUAUUAUCGAGAUCGCAGCUAUUUGAGCUCUAUCCUUUGACUAAAUCAGAAACUGAAGAAGUGUUGCAUAGGGCCAUAAGAUUCGAAAACAUGCAGCGAAGGGAAAGAGGACAACCGAUUUUGAGCUAUGAUGACAAAUGCAUUGAUUUACUAUUAGACAAAUCUGGGGAUACAAGGAUGGCGGUUAAUUUGAUAGAAUUCAUAAGCUCAAUGCAUGCGGAUGAAAAGAAUGAAUCAAGAAUAGAAGCCACUAAGAGCACACAUGGGGCAGAUGAACUGGAAAGUUCCAAUUUUCAGGAAGGUGAAAUAAAUCUAAAAGAAGAGGACUUAAUUGAAAGUAUCAAAUCUAUAAGAGUAAUUGGGUCAGGUAUGGCUGACAUUAAAAAUCAAGAACUUUUUGAUCAAUUCUUUGAAGCGUUGAGAACUCCACUGAAUUCCAGAUGGUCUUUGCCAGCAAAAUUUCCAACACGAGAACACGAAAGUCCCUCAAUAGCGGAACUGGUAGAAUCUAGCUCUAGAAGUGAUGGGAAUAAGGAGCGGGUAUCUGAAAAGUCCUUUACAGAGUUUCUUAAAACUUCAAAAUUUGAUACUGAGGAUAAGGAGAUAGAAUAUCUUUUACAAAUGCAAGUAUCCGAUGAUAGUGAUGUUGAAGAAUGGGAUGAAGGUUGCUUAUCCUCAGAGCCCGCAACACUCAAUGACCUUUCGUUGCAGGACUACAAAUUGGUCUCUAGCUUGUUCUAUCUCAAUAAGCUUCUACAGGCCGGAGAGUCGCCUACUUACAUUGGAAAGCAGCUAGUACUAUUUGCUGUUUCAUUCGUUGAAGCAGAUGCAAUGAUGUUGCGAAAGAUAUUAAGCCAUUUGUCUGUAUUGCUGAAUACCAAUAUGGAUGUUACUAUUGUCUUAUCGCAAUGCGUAGGGUGGAUUGUGAGCCAAAAAAUGCUAACACAACCUCAAUGGGAGCAUUUUAACAUGUGCAAAGAAUACUUUAGAUCUGAUAGCAAACACGCUGGUUUAUCUAUCGCCAAUGAGAUUGAGAUCGAAUAUGACUCCCACACUAUCGACACAUUAAUGAGAGAUCCAAAGGAAGAUACUUCAACAGAUGUAGGACCUGAAUAUGAGAUCAAGUUCAUUGAUGGUAGUGACCAAGGGUUCGAACUUGGAGAAGGAUUCGAUCUUGAGGAGGAAAUCAAUCUUGGAACAUCCCUCGAAACUUGAGUCAUGUGUUGA